UAUCGAUAACUCACCAGAUCUGGCCACCAUCUGAAAUACCCGCACUUAAAAUACAAUUGUUUUUUCAUAAUAAUUGCAAAUCAGCAUAUAUCAAAAAUGAAUAAGGACAACUCCAGCAUGCAAAUGGAUCCCCAGCUGGCUCUUCGCCUUUUGGCCGACGGCGGAGUCCUGGUUAUCGCCGGUGUGCCGGAGGGUACGGAAUUCGGCAUUGAUCUUUGUGCCUACACCAUUGGUCCAGAUUUUCGAGGUGUCAAGAUGAUUCCUCCAGGAGUCCAUUACGUGUGGUGUGCAUCACGUGGUCCUUACGGUGAUGCAGCUCCUCGUGUUGGCUUUGUACAUUUUUUCCAUCCCAACGAGAUUUUGGUACGGGAAUGGGACCAUGAACUGGAGGAACUGCGACCGCGCCGAAUUGCCGAACCAGAUGUGGAGCGUGAUCGAAUCCGCAAGAACCUGGCUCAACUGGAAAGAAUGCUCGCACCCUACGACUACCGAUACAUAAUCCAGUGGAAAGAGCUCACCGGCAGUGUCACGGAACCAUGCGUAGGCCGAUGUCGUCCGACGGAGGGAACUAUUCGCACCAAUAUCGAACUGCAAUCCUGCCCAGAUUCAGAGCGUCCACGCGGAAGUACGGGAUCAACCAGCAUCAGCCGGCGAAAUGCUGCCGCCCGCCUACUGCUGGAUGAAAGUGAACUACUGCCGGACCUUAAACCCGUGGAGGGAACAGCUCCACGCUUUAGCAAAGUCCCACAGCGUGUUCCUCAGGAUGCACUGCCCGCCGAUGUCUCCCGACAUGCAAUGGAUUGCAUAGAAGCUGUUGACACGCUGCUAGAAGGCUUCGAGAAUGCCGACGGGCUUAUUGAAGAACUGCAGUUGGCCUACGUUUUUUUUCUAGUGGGCUACUCGGUGGAGUCUCUGGCCCACUGGCGUAAGCUUCUAGGUUUGCUGGCUCACUCAGAAUCUGCUGUGACCAAACACAAAUUGGUGUACAUGAAGUACAGCGAGGUUCUGGCCCACCAGCUGCCCCAUUUGCCAGAGGAACUAAUGAUACCCAGUCCGCACAAUACCGUAUACAAAGACGUACGGGAACUGCUGGUAAAUCUGCAUGUGGGCGGUUUAAGCGUCAGUGCCGAGCGGCUCACCAAGCGACUGGAGAAAAAACUGGGCUGGGUCUUUGAGGGUCUACUGGACGAGAACCCCGAGGACCAACCCGUGGUUAUAGAGCUUCCGGAGCCCUAGGGUUGCAGCCCUACACAUGAUAACUCGCAGUGAGUGCUGGGUUCGCAAAUAGUUCCACAGAUCCCUGGCUGUACGGAUGCUGACCAUAAACUGGCACAACUUGGUCUCAAUCAGGC
Molecule: messenger RNA, 1352 nt
Organism: Drosophila eugracilis
Lineage: Eukaryota; Metazoa; Arthropoda; Insecta; Diptera; Drosophilidae
Product: protein AAR2 homolog
Exons: 2
Coding region: 97-1236 (379 amino acids)
Biological process (GO): spliceosomal tri-snRNP complex assembly
Source: RefSeq, a predicted model, not a curated record